This is a messenger RNA of Epinephelus moara (kelp grouper), 5307 nucleotides long. It is a transcript of the gene prrt1, whose product is annotated as proline-rich transmembrane protein 1. The transcript has 4 exons. Bases 361 to 1086 code for a protein of 241 amino acids. The record is from RefSeq and is a predicted model, not a curated record. NCBI's taxonomy places the organism in Eukaryota, Metazoa, Chordata, Actinopteri, Perciformes, Serranidae. Gene Ontology annotation, cellular component: membrane.
GCUCCUGCACGGUGCAUGUGCAGCUUUAACAGUCCGGACUGUCGCUUUAAGACAACGAUAGCUUUGUGUCUGAUUAAUUCAAUGUACGGCGACGCGUUAGUGGAGAAACCUUAUCAGACUCCAGCCGCACACAGAGGGAGACAGAGGAGAGGAGGAGCGCUGCGAGAGAAUUGGCUUCACUUACAAUAAAAAAAACACUUUAAGUUAUUAUUAUAAUAAAACCGUGGGUGUUUUUAAGAUGAAGACAUCUUGAGGAUGGGUUGCUCGGAGUAGAAGUCUGCAUUAUCGCGCACAAAAGGAGGGAAUUUUUUUUCCACCAGCUGCUUGGAGUAAAAAUAUAUCACAGGAGGAGGACAGAAUAUGUCGUCGGAAAAACACGGUCUCGAUGACUCUGGCCGUCAGACCAUGCAGCCUCCUCCAUACCUCCCGGGCCCUCAAGACCCAAACAUGCCCCAACAUCCCACCAUGCAGCCUGCACCGGGCACCCAACCUAAUUACCCUCCUCCGCCUCCUCCUCCGGGCUCAGAGGGAUAUCUCCAAGAAACCCAGUUCCAGUGCGCCCCACUGGGACCGCAGGGGGCCCCGCAGGGUUACGCGGUCCAGACCCAGGCCCCUGGGGGCACCAUGCCUCAUCCACCUGUAGGAUACCUCCACCCAGGCUACCCGCUUCAGCUGCAGCCCUGCACGGCUUACGUACCCGUCUACCCCAUGGCGUCGGGUCAACCCUACAUGCCCGCAGCAGGAGGCCACCCAGGGAUCCCACCGGGCCAGAUUCAUCCCAUGCAAAUGCCACCCAGCAUCACCCUAAUGGACCGUCGACCGCCACAUGACUAUCUGCCCAUCGCUGUGCUCACCACCGUCUGCUGCUUCUGGCCAACAGGCAUCAUUGCGAUCAUCAAAGCAGUACAGGUGCGCACGGCGAUAGCCAGAGGGGACAUGGUGACGGCGGAAAUAGCCUCCCGCGAGGCACGCAACUUCUCCUUCAUCAGCCUGGCUGUUGGCAUCGCCUCCAUUGUGUUGUGCACCAUCCUCACCGUGGUAGUCAUCAUUGCCUCGCAGCACCACGACGACGACUGGGAGCCGUAACUCCACGCAGUGUCAAGACAGAUGGGAAAUCAUGGCAUAUAUUAGCUAGCUAACCACUCUCAUCGUUUUGGAGGAAAUAGGAGCAAUGAGAAUGCAAACUGCUACUGCAUUGCUGGACCUCUGCGUACAGCUACACACACACGCACACACACACACACACACACACACACACAGACCAUCAAACACACGACCAAAAAACACCAAUCACAGCUGAUGUUCAAACACCAAAUGCAAGCAGCUGUCAAAUGAGGCCCAGUAUUGCUGUUAGCACAGCAACUGCUUAAUAUUUACACUCAGAUAUGAGCUGCAAAAGGGAAACAAAGCUCCCUGUAUUAACAAUUCAUUUGACGCUGAUUAAUUUAUACAGAUGAUGUAGUUAGAUGAGAGGAUAGGUCACUGUGUGUUCCAGUUUUAAAUAUUCCAGCAACUAAAUUAAAUGGGCCCACGCAGAGUUACUUUUAGGAUAGUUAAAUGCACAUUUUAGUCGUAUAGGUACAAGUAUACGUGUUUUAUUCUUUAAAAACAAAAAAACAGUGCCAUGUUGAAACAGUGUUGAUUUACAGAGUAGUAUUAUUGCUGACACACUCCAAUAACAGACUGUCAAACUGAUUGAAAGUGUUAGAGGGAGUGAUCAAUACACAUUUAACACACCAAAUGGAGACUGGACUGACAGAGUGUCUGAUGUAACCAAACAGUAUUUAUUUGAGAUUGGUUGUUCAUAUGCUACGUGGACAUUUUAGCCGAAUGAGAUGAUACAUAACUUGAGAAUUAUAUGUUUGUUGAUUUAUUUAAAAACCUGUUAUUUAUUAAGUUAUUCAAUAUCUACCCACGCAUCGAUUUGUCUGUUAUAAUUUAAAGUAUAUCACUAGUUUGUUGCAGCUAUCUGACACUUUGAAAUUGGCUUAAAUUUGAUAUCUGAUGAUGACGCACUUUGUAGUAACCAGUCAAGCUGCUUACAUUAAUAGUUCGUAUAGUGCAUGAUAAAUAUAAAUUUUAAGCUCAUGGGCGUCUAGUGCAAUAAUAGCUUGUCUCCCGGCUGUCGGUGGGAAUAUUUCCUGACAUGUCUAUAAGUGUGUGGUACAGUAUUUUCCAAACAAAACAAGAAAAGGAGACAAUUUAGAUAAGUAUUUGAAUCUUAGGUUUGCAAAUAUUGUUUUUCGCAAGUAUUUUAGAAGUGUAUUGGCCUAUUUUGUGUUGCACAUCUCUUAACUAUUUAAUCUCUCAGACACUGUGUGUGAAACUUUAGUGCAACUUUAUGAGGCAACAUAACUCUGCAUGUCAUCCUCAGUUUGUUUCCAUUCGUCUCAAAUAUCGAGGCUAGACGUGCGGCUGUGAGCUCCUAUAAUGUUGUUUCACUGUUGUAACACAAUAAGUCGGGGUUCAACAAAUAUGAGUAUGGUCUCCAUAAUGUAGCAGCAGGUGUGCUGUUGUUUGUAAGCGCCAACAUGGCCGUAUAGCGUUACUGUAUGAACUGUUAUGUGAGGUAUUAUGGGAGGAACUGGACAUGAAUGUUUUCCAAAAGGAGAGAGAGAGAAUAUUAAUGCCUAUACUGUAUUGUAGCACUUUCCGCUCUAUGAAAUCUUUCCUCUGGUCUCUUUCCUCUCUCUCUGUUUGUCUUUCUCCUGUCCACAUGAGUUAUUGGACCUAUUAAUAUUUCCCCUCUGAGUCCCCCUUUUUCCUCUGUUGGUUCCUAUGAUGACGCUAUUUUUAAAAGAAAUAUACAGAGAUAUUAAAAAUUAUGUUUGUUGACGAUGAACACAAAUAGAAGCAGUAUAAAUACAGUUUAUUCUGUAGUUUAUAUAUUAUUGUUCUUAUUAUUAAUAUUAUUAUUGGCAUUGCAUUGCAUUUGAUUAUCACUAAUGUAUAAUAUUAAGUACAUCUGGGCAUGUAUUUAUCAAAUGUCUGAAACUCCACUUAAUAGAGAGGCACAGUCCCCCAUGUGAACAAUUUAGGAGAUUAUUUUUCUAGUCAAGAACGUUGCAGUUUGUUGUAAAACUGUGUAGUUUAGUGUGAAACCACUCAGUGAACUACAUCUCUCAUCUCACACGAUAUACGUCAGCUACACUGGCUACCUAGCCAGGUAACUUAGCUAUGUUCCCCACACAAAUCUGGUGGUAUCUUAUCGGAUGUGUUUUAUCCAGCAACAACUGGUCUUUUUGUCAGCCAGAAAGCAAAAGAACAACCAAAACCUGUUUCUCGUAGGAGUACAUCCUGGCACGAAACACACAGGCAUCGUAGCUUUAGCGAGAGAGGAAAUAUGACGUCACCUACGUAUUUUCACAGUCUUAUACUACCACAGUUAUAUGACAAACUCUUGACUUGCAAAACUUUCUUUUAAAUGGACAAACAUCAUAUGAAAAAUUAUUUGUCUCUCCCCAUUGACUACCCAACAAGUUUAUUCUAAAAUAAGGUCCCAUGGUUGUCCGCAGGGAGGCGAGGGACUUUGCCUCUCUAUAAUUCUCCCAAGAGCCAACUCAAUAGUGAAAAGGUUUUAAAAAGAUAUUUAUCAAGUGAUGUCCUCCGAUAGAGUGGUGCUGGAAUGAGUCCAAAUGAAUGAGUCAGAAUUUUAGCACUCCUGGUUCCCGCCAAUCGGUUUUUGGUUAGAUGGCUGAAAAGAUGUCUGUGGUUAACACAAGCAUAACAGACUUUGACAUUUUGUUCUGGGACAUACAAUACGUCAGUAAAUACCCCACACUCAUAAAUUCUGAACUUUUCAUGUGAUUUAAAAAAGAGAGUUACUAACAAGUGGCUAAAUGAGACUACAGAAUGUCAUCAGCCUCGUCCAUGUGAACAAAACAUCUAAGUCUCAUAAAUGUGUGCAACAGAGCUUAUUUUCUGCAAUAAUUGAAAAGCCAAUGGAAAAAUCCCAUCGACUUUUUGUUGAGGCAACCAGGGUCGAGCUACCUUUUGGGUCAUGGUUACCAUGUUUAAGAAAAGAAUCCAUAUGAAUAUCCCCCCUACUCUGGCAUUCACAACCUCGUUAGUGUAAAUUUUCUGAGAGCUCUAACUUCACGACUUUCUAUGUCAUAAACACGACGUCAUGAGUUCCAUUUGAACGCAGCAUAUGUCUCAGAAGGUGUGUGAUCACCUCUGUUUCUGCUGUUAAUCCAUUUAACUAUUUUAAUUUAAGUAAUAAGAAUACAUAGCUGUCAUUCUUGAAGCAAUAGUUUGACUUUUUUGGAAACAUACUUAUUCACUUUCUCGCAGAAAGUUCGAUGAACAGAUCGAUAGCACUCGUCUGUGCGCUAAAUAUGAAGCUGCAGCCAGGAGAUGUUAGCUUAGCGUAGCAACAGCGUCACCUCUAAAAUGUUGUUGAUACACUUAAGUCCAUUGACCUCCUCAACAAACUCUGGGCAAGAAAGUGUGACUAAGCUUCCCAAAAUGUCAAACUGUGUUUUUUAAGUUAGUGACUUACAGCUGUUUGAUAAAUACAGGCCCUGUCCUUACAUGAUUGACUUAGUGAUAUUUCAGUGUUAAAAGAGCAAAAGAAGCACAGUCUUGUUUAGUAUUAUUAUUGUACAGAAGGCUCUGGCAGUGAGUGUGUGUCUACUGAAUAGAGUCACUAGCAUAUCUAGUUUAUACAGCGCUAGGCUUCAUCUCCCUGUGUGCUCUCCGAAGGGGCUCUUCUGUGCUCGGCAACAUAUAGCUGUUUACCACGCAGCUGGGAGAUGUGUUCUUCAUUUUCAUUUGUUUUGUUUUGUUUAGUUUUUGAGCUUGUAAAUGCGACAGGUUGCUUGUUUCAAAGAGCCAAAAAUUACCUGUGUACAUGUGGUUCUCUUGGGGUUUAUUAUUCUAAUUGCGUUCAUGGCUGUGUUGCACAUGCGUUGGUUGUUUCUGACUUCAGUUGUUUGAGUAAUGAAUAAAAGAAUCAUUUUUGGGUUGUGAGCGAUACUUUGGCGGAGGUGGCGUCGCAUUCUUUGGGUCUGGUUUUUCCCUGCUGGUGUCUCUCCAUCCUCUCCGUGUCUCUCCAUCUUCUGUGUCUCUGUGGCCUUUCCUCUCUCCCCUCAUCACUAAGGUGCUAUUUAUAGCUGCCCCGGUUUUCUCCCUCUCCGUCUCUCAUUUUCCUCCCUCUGUCAGAACAUGAACUACAGUAUUGCUCACUAUCUUCUCUUGUAUCACAUUGUGUUUUACAGCUGAUUAUUUUUCAGCAUUGUGGUGGCGAUUGUUUUUUACGAACCCAAUGCUAGCGUUGUGGGACAACAAUGUCGGUCUGCCAGUUGG